Messenger RNA from Fonsecaea nubica, 2184 nucleotides. RefSeq lists its product as hypothetical. The transcript has a single exon. The record is from RefSeq and is a predicted model, not a curated record. Lineage: Eukaryota; Fungi; Ascomycota; Eurotiomycetes; Chaetothyriales; Herpotrichiellaceae. Gene Ontology annotation, biological process: positive regulation of transcription by RNA polymerase II; DNA-templated transcription. Gene Ontology annotation, molecular function: sequence-specific DNA binding; DNA-binding transcription factor activity, RNA polymerase II-specific; zinc ion binding. Bases 1 to 2184 code for a protein of 727 amino acids.
AUGCAGGAGGAUCAGCUGUCGAGGUUGGCAUGCGAUCGGUGCUAUCGGCGAAAGGCACGCUGUGAUAGAAUCCUGCCAUCCUGCUCCACCUGUAUACAUGCUGGGACGGCAUGCUGUUACAAUUCUCGAGGUGGCCUGGCGACCACCCGCGGGGAAGUCCCAGAGAAUGUGGCACGUCGUCUGCGGCAGCUGGAGAACAAAAACCGCAUUUUGUCCAAGCAGCUUCGGGAGGCCCAGCAAGCUGCACGAGCAGCCGAAGAGUCAGCGCCCGGCGUGGCCUUGGACGCCACGGCCGAGAUGAUCGACAUACCGGACGACAACCACGAAGGUGCGGAUAGGAGCGAGGCCGAAAACGACAACGAGGUCGCCAAAGAAGUCUACUCCCUCUCCCUCCACGCCGGUCGGCCCAGGCAGUACCUGGGCUCAGCCAGUGGUGCUAUUCUAGCAAGUCUCUUCACUCUUCAUCGUCGACCCAGCCGCCGGGGCAGCGAGUCUAACAUCAAUGACGACGUCCCCGACGACGACGAGGAUGAAGACUAUUUUCAUCGGUUGGCCGCCAUCAGGGGACAGAGGUGCAGCGUCCCAGAGGUGGCCAAACCCGUGCUGCCAACAGAAACAAUUGCACGGCAUCUUUUGGCUGCAUACUUGUCGCACGAUCAUCUCGCCUUCCCUUACCUUCACCCAAAAAAGCUGAUCAGCACUCUAAAUUCCGUGUACACGGAAGAAAAAUACUACGAAUCUCAUCCUGUGGAAGCAGUUAUUCUGGAUAUGAUCUUCGCAAUUGCCACUGUUCAAGUCCACAGAUUCUCCUGGCAAUCACUCCCUGACGCCGAGACGUACCAUGAGCGUGCAAUCUCGAAAUUGGGCGCCGUCUUAGAGGCUGGAGGGUUCGUUGCUCUACAGACACUCAUGCUCCUUUGUCAAUACAGGAUGUUGAGUGUAUCCUACAGUACUUCAGCGAGUCUAUGGCACCUGCUAGGCAUGGCAACGAGACUAGGCAUUGAGCUGGGCCUUUAUCGCGAAGCCGUCUAUCGUAUGCCUGCCGGCCUCUCACCCGCCGACGAGGACCACGUAAGACAGGAGCUCGACAUAAAGCGUCGCUGCUUCUGGUCCCUUUUCCAGAUGGACAGAAUCGUCAGUAACACCCUGGGUCGACCCGUCUCGAUCAACCUUCUCGAGAUAGACACAGAACAUCCGUCAGUUGAGGACGACGCGGAUCCCAAUUGGGGCCCGUCGCCGUCGGUGGACGGUAUGCUACAGUAUCCUCACUGGCCGGCCAACACCAAAAUAUUCAACCACAUCACCUGGCACCGCAUUAUUACCGGCAAAAUCCUGUCCGAGCUACAUAAUGUGCCCAAGAAUCGGAUACCAGACGCCCAGACCAGCCUCACCAUCAAAAGCCAACUCGCGGAAGAAUUAGACCAGUGGAGAGCCGGUGUUGCCUCGUUGCCUCUGGUAGAUUAUUCUUCCACCAGGACAAAAGACAAAUCCAACUACCGAACGCGAGAGUGGUACAAUCUCCUCUAUCACAACUGCAUUCUGAUGUUACAUCGCCCGAUCCACUCCCUGCAGGAUAUCCCUCCAACGUCUGAAGUCCUCACCCAGAUUUACUAUUCGUCCCAACAGUCCAUAUCAUCCUAUGCGGAGCUGCACAAAGCCCGCAAGAUCAACUAUGCCUGGAUCACCUUGCACGCCGUCUUCGUCGUAGGGCUCUCGUACGUAUACGCGCUCCGGACUCAUUUCUGGAACAGGAAAUGUGAAACACAGGGCCAGGUGGACGGGCUGCCUCCGGCUCGCCGGGCCUUGGUGACCCCUGAGCCGAGCAUCAGCCAAAUCGUCAGUGACAUGAGAGCGUGUUCGACCGUGCUGGUGGCCCUCUCCGAACGGUGGAACACGGGCAGAGGCUGUCACGAGGUCUUUGCCAGACUUUCUGACGCUGUGCUGAGUGACGCGUCCGAGUACUUUAUGGGCACCAAGACUCACGCUUUGUCCCCGCAGAACCAGGGAGGCAGACACGCUCUUUCGAGCGAGCAGGUCCCCCUGCAGUCCUCUUGGCCUUUGGGCAAUACCGACAUCGACCACAGCUACCAAGACUAUUUCUCAGGGUUUCAGGAGCUAUUUGGCGAUCAAUACGACGAUAAUUCCUUUCUCAACCCACAGCUUGGCUGGAACUUUGAGUUGUGA